Messenger RNA from Nothoprocta perdicaria, 1061 nucleotides. RefSeq names its product cutC copper transporter (gene CUTC). The transcript is spliced from 8 exons. Gene Ontology annotation, molecular function: copper ion binding. NCBI's taxonomy places the organism in Eukaryota, Metazoa, Chordata, Aves, Tinamiformes, Tinamidae. The record is from RefSeq and is a predicted model, not a curated record. The coding region runs from base 19 to 774 and encodes 251 amino acids.
CGGCGCUCCCCCGCAGGCAUGGACGAUGGCUUCCUCAUGGAGGUGUGCGUGGACUCGGUGGAGUCCGCCGUGAACGCGGAGCGCGGAGGCGCCGGCAGGAUCGAGCUGUGCGCGGGGCUCGUGGAAGGAGGCACCACCCCCAGCAUGGGGCUGCUGCAGGUGGUGAAGCAGUGCGUGCGCGUGCCCGUGUUCGUGCUCAUCCGGCCCCGCGGAGGAGACUUCCUCUACUCGGACCGCGAGGUGGAGGUGAUGAAGGCGGACGCGCGGCUCGCCAAGCUGCACGGCGCCGACGGGCUCGUGCUGGGCGCGCUCACCGAGGACGGCCGCGUGGACACGGAGCUCUGCACCGCGCUGCUCGCUGUUUGCCGCCCUCUGCCCGUCACCUUCCAUCGAGCCUUUGACAUGGUGCAUGACCCGCUCGUAGCGCUGGAGACGCUGAUUUCCCUGGGGUUUGAGCGGGUGCUGACCAGCGGCUGCGACAGCUCUGCGCUGGAAGGCUUGUCCUUAAUCAAGAGACUUGUUGAGCAGGCAAAGGGCAGGAUCGUGGUAGUGCCAGGCGGGGGCAUCACGGAGCGCAACCUGCAGAGGAUUCUGGAAGGCUCUGGUGCAUCUGAGUUUCACUGCUCUGCUCGCUCAGUCCGGGACUCAGGGAUGAAGUUCAGAAAUCCGAACGUUGCCAUGGGAGCCUCCUUCUCCGCCCCUGAAUACUCCAUAAAGGUGGCAGAUGUGGCCAAGGUGAGAACCCUCAAUGCCAUUGCAAAGAACAUCCUGUAGCAGACGGCAUCGUGCUGGGACAAGAGCGCUGAGGCUCCAGAGUCUUCCCUGCUGUGUGGACAGACGGGUCCUCCUCAGGCUCCAAAGGACAUGAACUGGGUGGUGAAGCCUGACAUCUCAUCCCUUGCCUUCCCCUGAUCGACCAGUCCCUGGCCUCAAGACCUGAUGUUGGCCAUUUUAAUUCAAAGGACUCAUUUCUGGAUGUUGCUCCAACAAGCUGCUCAGCAGCUUUUGGGGAGGAAGGGAGCUGAGCAAGUAGGGGGACAGAGUUGUGUAGCACUGCAUGU